CACUGACAAUGAAAAUAUUUCAACUUAAAGACACUAAAUAUAACAUCCACACUCCAAAAUAAUUAUGAAGUAUUAAAUUUCCUGUUCCUUUGUUCCAGUUUUUGUUCUUCAAGCUCCUAUGGUUCCAACUACCAAAAGCCCCUAAAAUAAAAGUAGAACAAAACUACCCUUUUGUUCCACAAAAAUCACAGGAAGAAAUACAAGCUAAUCCAAAGUUAAAUAUACACCAAAAAAUGUUAAACCUACCCUUUUCUUCCAUAAAAAUCCUGCUCUCUUUUUUCACCCUCCUACUAACUUGCAAGCCCUUUCUGGUAAGCCCAUUGUCUCAAAACUCUGAACAGGCAAUCCUGUUAAUGAUUAAGCAACAAUGGGGCAAUAUAUCACCAAUGCAGUCAUGGAACUCAACCACUGCCAUUUGUCAUUGGCCCGGAAUCAAUUGCACUGGUGGCGAAAGCGUCACUGGAAUAGCCCUGAAUAGCCAUAAUAUCAAAGGCGAAAUUCCACCGUUCAUUUGUGAUCUCGAAAAUCUCACCUUGCUUGAUCUUGGAAACAAUAGCAUCCAAGGAAACUUCCCCACAUUUUUAUACAACUGUACCAAGCUCCAGACUUUAAUCCUAUCUUCAAACUACUUUGUUGGGCUAUUACCCAAUGACAUAAGUAGGCUUUCUCCAAAACUCCGACACCUUGACCUUAGUGCAAACAACUUCACUGGUGAUAUUCCGACCUCAUUAGCUCAGCUGAAAGGAUUGAUCACCUUGCGUUUAGAAUCCAAUGUGUUCAAUGACACAUAUCCAUAUGACUUGGGUAACUUAGAAAAUCUUGAGGAAUUGGGUUUAGCUUACAACCCAUUUUCCCCUGCAAAUUUGCCCAAAGAAUUUGGGACACUCAAGAAUUUGAAGUUUCUUUGGAUGACUCAAUGCAAUUUGACCGGUAUAAUCCCAGAAAAUCUUGCUAAUCUGACGAACCUUGAGCAUUUAGACUUGGCGUCGAAUGAUUUGGUCGGUGGAAUACCGAGGGGGUUGUUCAUGCUCAAGAACUUGACAUAUGUAUACUUGUACAGAAAUAGGCUAUCAGGGGGAAUUCCUUCCUCAAUUGAGGCUAUAAAUUUAGUGGAAAUCGAUCUUUCGAUGAACAAUUUGAGAGGAAUAAUCCCUGAUACAUUUGGAAAUCUGCUAAAGUUAGAGAUCUUACAUUUGUAUCACAACACAUUCCAUGGACUACUUCCACCAAGUAUAGGCCUGCUUCCUUCCUUAAAGCAAUUGAAGUUAUUCAACAACCAAUUUUCGGGUCCACUUCCCCCAGAAAUGGGCCUACACUCGAAACUCGAGGGCUUUGAAGUGUCAGACAAUGCAUUUACCGGCCAACUGCCGAGGAAUCUUUGCGCCGGUGGGAGCUUAGUGGGUGUUGUGGCAUUUAGCAACUAUCUAAAUGGGACAAUUCCAAGUUCUCUAGGCCAAUGCACCACUCUGCUAGUCAUUUUACUCUCCAACAACCACUUCUCAGGAGUUUUACCGCCAAAACUAGGCUUCCUUUCUCAGCUUAUCUCAUUUGAUGUUUCAAUAAACCAAUUCUCUGGAGUGAUCCCAUUGUCCCUAUCUAAGCUCAAUGCCUUGCAAACUUUGUCGGUCCAUCGUAACAACUUUUCAGGGGGGAUCCCUUCUGGCCUGUUGAUGUUACCUAAUAUACUAUUCUUGUUUCUAAGUAACAACAGCUUUUCUGGGAAGUUUCCAUCUCAAUUGUCAGAAAAACUGAUUUGGCUUGAUAUAAGACAUAACAAAUUUUCAGGUCCUAUUCCUUCCAGUAUAGCCAGCUGGGAAAAUCUUGUUGAAUUUAGGGCAAGCAACAACCAGUUCUGGGGAAAUAUUCCAGUAGAGUUGACUGCUCUGUCAUCUCUUCAUGUUCUUCUACUCGAUGGUAAUCAAUUAUCUGGUGAGCUACCAUCAAGGAUCAUUUCUUGGAAAUCACUGGAUACGCUAAACCUAGCUCAGAAUAACCUUUCAGGUCCACUCCCAGCAGCCUUAGGUACUCUGCCUAGACUUAAUUCUUUAAACCUCUCCAAUAACAAGCUAUCAGGUCAAAUCCCUUCUGAUUUAGCACGGCUAAUAGCAGGGCAAAACCUUAUCACACUUAAUCUCUCUUCUAAUAGCUUCAGUGGGAAGAUCCCAAAUGCAUUUCACAACAGCGAAUUUAAUCAGAGUUUCUUAGACAAUGCCAAUUUGUGCUCAGACAAACAAAUUUCAGACCUUCAUCGAUGCUCUUCCUCACGAAACAAAUAUCUUCCCCUGAUUCUAGUUCCUGGAGCAAUCUUUUUUCUGACUUUUCUGUAUUUCGCGUUCUUCAGAAGUAGCAAGGGGACACAGCAUGAGAAUUCUAGUGAGCACCAGGUAUGGGAACUGAAACCAUUUCACAGGGUAGACUUCACUGGAACAAUGAUUGUGUCUGGCCUGACAGACGAUAACAUGAUUGGAUCUGGGGGGUCAGGAAAGGUAUACAGUAUUAUUGUGAAUGAUUCAGACGAAAAAGUGGCUGUGAAAAGAAUCUGGAGUGGCAAAAAAAUUGAAGGCGCUCUUGAAAAGCAAUUUCUGACAGAAGUUGAGAUCCUGGGCACAAUUAGACAUGCUAAUAUAGUGAAGUUGCUGCGUUGUGUUUCAAACGCCCAUGUUAAGCUUCUUGUAUAUGAAUACAUGGAGAACGAGAGCCUUGAUAAGUGGCUUCAUAUGAAAAAAAGAGACAAUGAGCCAUCAUCAAUGCACUCGGGGACAUCAAUGAGCAAUCCGGAUGAAAAUAUUGUUCUAGUUUGGCCAACACGACUGAGAAUUGCUGUUGGCGCUGCAAAGGGAUUAUGCUAUUUGCACAAUGACUGUUGUCCUCCCGUCAUUCAUAGAGAUGUUAAAUCAAGCAAUAUCUUGUUGGACUCUGAGUUCAAUGCCAAAAUUGCAGAUUUUGGACUAGCCAAGAUGACAGACAAGACAGGUGAACCUUACACUGCAUCUGCUGUUGCAGGCUCUUUUGGUUACAUAGCUCCAGAAUAUUGGCAAACAAAAAGGCUGAAUGAGAAGAUUGAUGUUUACAGCUUUGGAGUUGUCCUUCUAGAACUAGCAACAGGGAAAGAUCCGUGUACGGGAAAUGAGCACUUAAACCUGGCAGACUGGUCAUGGCAACACUGUUUUGAGGAACAUCCUAUCAUUGAUGCCUUAGAUGAGCAUAUCAAGGAACCAAGAUUCAUAGAACAGAUGGUGAAAGUGUUUAAACUAGGUCUCAUAUGCACAAGCAAGAUGCCAAGUUCACGACCAUCUAUGAAACAGGUUCUACAGCUACUUAAUGCAUGCAGCCACUAUGAAGGUUAAUGAGGAAUGAGUAUAAUAAAAGUAAACCAUGCCUAUGUGGAGGAAGACAUCUCAUGUAGCUAGUGGAAAAGAACCAGAAAGCAAAAAUUAGAAAGAAUGACAAGGUGGUGGUAUCAAUAAUUUUGUUAUACUAGACUGCUAGUUGCCAAUGAGCUAAAAAUGUAAUUGACACCAGCAUUGUUCUUUAGUGGAUAAGAGAGAUCAUAUAGAUUAUGGGCGAGCAGGAAAUUGAGUAUAUAGAGGCAAGCUUAGAGAGUGUUUGUUUGGGAGCAACAUAUUUUUGAUGACAUGGUUUUCCAGUUUUCCUUUGUUUGAAUUGUAAAGUUUUUCUAAGAGCGGAAAACAAUUUCUUUUUCAAAAAUAAGAAUUACCAUAUUUACCUCCCUUUUCUUCAAUUACCUUUUUCCUUUCUUCCCUCUCAUCCAUUCUAUUCCACUUGAUUUCCUUUUCUCUCUAACUUUCUUGAAAAGAACCAAACA
This is a messenger RNA of Beta vulgaris subsp. vulgaris (sugar beet), 3826 nucleotides long. Its product is annotated as receptor-like protein kinase HSL1. The coding region runs from base 234 to 3347 and encodes 1037 amino acids. Gene Ontology annotation, molecular function: protein binding; ATP binding; protein kinase activity. Gene Ontology annotation, cellular component: plasma membrane. The transcript has 3 exons. The record is from RefSeq and is a predicted model, not a curated record. Lineage: Eukaryota; Viridiplantae; Streptophyta; Magnoliopsida; Caryophyllales; Amaranthaceae. Gene Ontology annotation, biological process: hormone-mediated signaling pathway; protein phosphorylation.